GCGAAGAAAAUAGGAGCGACUGCGUUUAGGAGCAGAGCAAGCAGAGCUGUUACAGCGCAGUCAAUGCGGACAGACGGAACGGAUACGCGUAUCAGGCAUAGUGGUGGAGGCGAAAAUGUUCACGCAAUUUUUUAUUAAGGAAAAUUUAAAUAAAUAAUGUAAAAAUAAAUUAGAAAACGUCGCUUUAAUCCACAAUAUUGAUGAAGUGAGUGUUAGUUAUGAAAUCGAAGUUGGAAAUGUAGUUGAAUGAGUGAAAAAUCUGCAAAAGCUGAAGAAAAUUCGAAGAAGAAGAAGCUGUGGCAAAAGUGGAAAAGUUGGAAAAAUUCAUGGUGGUGUCUACUUUGCGAAUGCCAAUUUGUAGAUAUGUAGAUCAAGUGUUCGUGUGCGUGUGCCUGUGACUGCGUGAAAAUUUUCAGAGCUUCUCCAAAAACGACAGUUCGCAUUAUCCAAUAUAUAGAGAAAAAAUUCCGAUACACGCUGGGGAUUGUUGCAGGCGUCGCGCCCAGCAGCAAUUGCGUUACAAUGUACAUACAUACAAAAAAUUUGCCUCAGCACAUUUAUAAUUAAAAAAUAUUAAUAAUUACAUAUGUUACAUAUGCUUGAAGCGAUUAAGUGAGAAAGUUAAAAAUUUGUGUAUAUUUGACGGUGGCCAAAACAGCAAGCCAAGCGUACGGCGUGUCUUCAACCUGUGAGUGCCAAAGGAAAAGAAAAAAUAAAUCCGUGUACAUAUUAGUGAACAAUUUUCAUAUAAUAAAGAAAAAUAUUAAGUCACAAAUCUCAACUUAACGCAAAUUAACCGUUCACAACACCUGCAAGAGCAAAUCAUAAAAAGUAAUUACUAAACAAUCAGCUCAAAGCGCUUCGUUAAUCCGUGCGUGUCGGUCGGUCACUGGAUCCAUCGAUCGGGCGAUCGUUGGUCACUCACUGGUUCGUUCGCUUAUUCCUUCGUCUUCUGAUACAACAACAACAUCUUCGUCGUAACAAACUUAUACAGUUACAUGUAUUUGUGUGUGCAGUGAAGGCGUUCGGUCGGUCCAGUCGGUUGGGUCCAGUCGGUCGGAAGUUUGUUCAGCUUUGAAUGUCUUUAUGCUUUAAUCAUGGUGAAAUUGACCACCGACACAAUACGCUACCACAUUAGAACCUUUCUGAUUACAAAUCAUGACAGAAGGACAUGAAAGCGACUUCUUAGUUACAGUACGCGCACAGGUUAUGACCAGAGACGAAAGCACCGAGGGUUGGUUACCACUCGCCGGGGGUGGUUUAGCAAAUGUUUCAAUACGCAAACGUGCUAGACUAUCCCCUGGCGCUGCUGGGCAUGAAUAUAUCAUUUACGGCCAAAGAAUCUCUGAUCAAAGUGUAAUUUUAAGCUGUGUCAUAAAUCGUGAUCUGAAGUAUUACAAAGUGAUGCCCACAUUUCAUCACUGGCGUGCUGGUAAACAACGCAAUGGUCUCACUUUUCAAACGGCUGCCGAUGCGCGCGCCUUCGACAAAGGCGUACUGCGCGCCUACAAUGAAUUAAUUGAUGGCUUGGCCAAAUCUAAUCCAUCAAUAAUAUGUCCGCCCCUUACAAAAUAUGACUCUGUGGGUGAAGACGACGUUUUUAUGACCCUAGAUCUACCUAUAGAAGCCGAGUGCAUACAAAAGUCACAUUCAAGUCCCGAAGGCAGCGAAAAAAGUCACAAAAGUAUUAGUGUCGAUCGCGGUGAACGCAUCAGCAACAAAAGCGAUUUGGACCGAUCUUCGGAUGGUACUGUCACUCAACAUCCUAAGGCCACCAUUCACUACAUAUCGAACGAGAAAUCAUGCAGCUUACAAGCGCCACCACCACCACCCUCGCUGUCCGCCAUCAACGUGUCAACUGGUGCUCAUAACAACAGCAAUGUUACCACAAACGUAAGCGUAGCCAUCGUAUCGCCCCCAAUCACCACAGUCUCGUCGAGUCAACUAGAAGCGCCACCACCAUCGCUGCCAACAGCCAUUGUGACUAGCGAGAAUUACUCCUAUGUUCAACUAACAGCGGUGCAUGAUUACAAUUAUCCGGUUGUCGAUCAGCCGGCUGGCGCGCAAGUGUUAAACGCACGCCGCGAAUCGAUCAGCGCAUUGAAGAAACGAAAUGCUUUGGAAGCUGCACAAGCACUUGCGGCUGCUCAAUCUUCUCCGAUUGCCGCUGGUGUGAUACUCAAAGAUCCCACGAGCAAUGUGGAUAUCAUUAAGAAGAGUCAACGCGCUCGUUGCCGCUACUGUCACGAGCUCUACAAUGACGAAUGGAAUCGGAAGGGUGCCUGUGAAUUUGCACCCGAUCGCUUUCGUUCGGCAUUCGAGUAUAUUUCGGGCAUGGGUUGUGCGCGUUGUAUGUUGUAUCAUUGUAUGAGCGAUGCCGAGGGUGAAACGCCACAACAUCCAUGUCAGUGCGUCAAUGAAGCUGGCUGCACUAAGCGUUGGCUCGGCUUGACAUUGCUAUCAUUGCUCGUACCCUGCCUUUGGUGUUAUCCGCCGCUGCGCGCCUGCCAUUGGCUGGGAGUAUCAUGCGGCGUGUGCGGCGGUCGACAUAAACCACAAGUCUGACAUUUGGAGGGACGAUUGCAAAAACAAUUCGACAAUGGCUAUGUUUACGGUUAUGAGGAUGUUAUGAAUUCAGACAGUUAUGAUUACGAUGGCAACGGUAUUGGCGAUUUGGAUGAUCACUACGAUAGCUACAAUUACAACUACAACUAUUGCAACUACAAAAAACUUAAUUACAAUAAUUAUAGCUAUAAUUACAAUAACUACAACCAAUAUAAACAAAAACAACAGAAAGUGCAACAAAAACAACCACAAAGGCAACAUUCAACGAGCACCAGCGGCACAUUGACACAACAAUUCGAACAAUGGCACCUUAGCGAUGACGCCAUAAUAGCUAAGGAACAGGAGAAGAUCAACAAGCAGCGUUUGAAACAACAAAAGAAGGAGAAGAAGAAGAAACUCAAGCAACAACACCAACUCCAAACGCCAAUGCAUUAUGCGCUGCAACAGGCACGACCCACAGCACAACAAAAUGACUAUGGGCGUUUGCUUUUCUAAACUAAUACGCUUCAUACAUUUGUAGUACUUUUGAUUUUGGCACAAAGUGAGAUAAUAUUGUAUAUGUUUUAUGUUACGUUGUUUAAAUUUGCAUUUUGUAACAUUUUCACUAAUAUUUCAUAUAAGUUUUAUCACAAAUCAUGUUCAUCAUCCAUAUUUUUUUGUGUAUAUACAUAUUAUUAAUUUGUGAGGCCAUAUAUAAUACAUUCUAGUAUUUUUAACCACAUGCUUAAAUGCUAAUAAUCCACACAAAAGCUAAUAAGUUUAAAACUUAUAUUCACUACUUCAGAACAGCCUGCACUGUCUUUUCGCAUAAAUCUUUUUUUAUAUGCGUUGAUUAUUUUUUUUAUUAAGUGAUAUAUUUAUAUAGUGUAAAAACUGCGUUUUUAUGUACAGUUUCAAAAUAAGUUAAGCAAUUUUAUUUUUAAGCGUGUGACUUGAAAUCUUAUGUUAAGUUGUAAAUAGUUAACUAACGGUAGACAUUGCGAAGUUCAAUUGCGAUGACGACGCUUAUAUUAGAAUUUUUUUAAUUUUCUACGUGUAAUAUACACAUUUCUGUAUCUCUCAUCGGCUAUAGAUGCUUCGUUUAUUUUAAUUAAUAAUAAAUACAAAUGUGCCACUUAUAAUUGUUUGCUCUAAUAUUAACUAUGUUUAAGUUUAACGAAGUUUCAUUAUGAGCAGCGCACAGUAUUACUAAAGCAAAUUUUCAAAUGUAAUAGUACAAGUAAAAAUAAAAGUAAAUAAAUGGCGUUAAAGCGAGCAAGAAAGCUGCUGUCAAAUCUGCAACACGCUUUUUGUAAAAUGAUAAUUGAAAAAUGCUAAAACAAAUAAAAAUUGCGUGAACAAAAAUUUUGGUAAUAAAGAAUCGCCUGAAAGAAGCGUUAAAAUUGAAAACAACUUAAGAGAGAAAUUAAUGUGACAUAAAAUGUACAAAAAUUAGUAUGCUUUGUUUUGUUAGUUCAUUUUUAUUUUAAUGGAAAAAAAUUUAAUAAGAAUAUAAAUAUUUUUUCUUACCUAAUAACAAAUAUUUAUAUUUUUUCCAACUUAAAAUUUAAUAUAUAUACUUUCUGUAAUUUAAUAAAAAAAAUAUAUUCUUUGUCCAACAUAAUUCAAUAUUAAUAUUUAAUAUUUUUCCAACUUAAUAUUGAAUAUUUAUAAUUUUUCUAAGUAAGUUUGAAUAAACACAUUUUUUGUUUACUGAUCAGCUGUACAAUAAUAUGUUAUUUUUGGUACUUUGACAAUUGGCGUUAAUACUUAUUACAUUUUUCUCUUUUUAAACAAAAUAACGGUACACUUCUCAAAAAAAUAUAUUAUUUUAGAUAUGAGCACAUUACUUAUUUGCUAGCAAAUGCAAACAAUUCAACUAUAAACUUGAAAGCGUAAAUUUUGGAAGUUCCACUAUAAACAGAAGGCUACAAAUUAGCAAUGUGCUCUAAGCUACAAUAAAUUAUAAAAAAUUAACUAUAUAGCAACCCACUGUAGUCGGUGAAAAUUAUAGAUUUCCAACCGACUGCUUAUGAAAAAAAAACAUUAAAACCAAAAUAGUGAAGUCAGCGCUACUAUUUUACAAAAUAAAUAAUGAGAAAUUCUGCGUACAAAAAUAUUAUUGAAUAAUGUGAAAUAAAAAAAAUAUUCACGAAAAUGAGGUAAAAGCUGGGCGCAUUGAACCUUUAAAGAAAAGGCAAUGCGGCCUACAAAAAAUACAUUAAAAAGUUGUAAAAUUCUUACAAACAAAUAUUGGAAGCAAAAAGUAGCAAACUACAAGAAAUUCCAUUAUAAAAUUUAUUGUGUACAAAAAAAGAAAAAAUAAUAUAUAUUAAAUAAUUUUCGCGCAUAUUUGCAAUGUACGCAAAGCUUUUUUCGAACAACUACUAAGAAACGUAACGCUCUUUUUGCCAGCCCUUGGUUGUAUUAAGAAAACUUAAAAUGAAAUGAAAUAACAAAAUAUAUAAUUAAUUAAUUUUUGUGUAAAAGAAUAAUUUUGACUCUUCUUAGGGCUCAUGAAGACUCAAAAUUAUUUCUUUUGUUAAUUUAAAAAACACGCACACACAUUUUUUUAAUAGUAACGGCAUUUUUAUUUAGCAAAAUGUCAUAUACAUACAGAUAUUUUUCCAAUUAAAAGUAUUCAAUAUUUUUCAUAAUAGACACACAAAUUUUCGGUAAAUUGCUAUUUUACAAUUAACUGUGCUUUAAGGAAAUAAAAAACGGUAAAAUUUGCGUUACAUUUGCUUUGAGGUUAGUAAAUAGCGGCGUGACAAUUGCAUAGACGCGUAAGUAACAAAAUAAAAAACAUAAAAUGUACCGUUAAAGCCAACAGUCAAAUGAGAAAUUGUGACAAUUGCCAUUUGAUUUUUAGGCUUUGCUUAAGUGUUUUUUCAAAAGAAAUAUAAAACUCAUACUUCUAUUAAAUAAGUAAAUGUUGAGAAACAUGUAUGUAAGUGGUAAAAUAUGCAGCUACUAUAUUAAUAUAAUAUUACUAUUGUAUACCUACUUAUUGUAAAAUUACAAAAGCAAAUUCUGGAAAAAGUGCAUGGGUAUCUAACUAAAUGUAUGUAUUCAAAUAUUGCAAAGAACCUGUCAGAGUAAUUGUUUAAAACAAAAACAAAAAACAGAAAUUGUAUUCAAAAAAACUAAAGAAAUAAAUUAAAUUAAAAACUCAUAAAAAUGUAUUGUAUGUGCAAGCAUUGUAAAACUUUUAUUUCAUAUGAACUUUUCUAAAUUUUGUUUUGAGGUAAAUUAACAAAAAAAAAAAAAUCAAAACAAUUUAUUAUGCUACUAAAUAAUAAUUCUGAUUAUUACUUAAAAUUACUGUGUUUAUUAUUAUUAUUAUUGUUGUAUUUAAGUAAAUAUAAAAAAUAUAUGCAUAAAACGUGUCUAAAAUAAUAAAGAAGUAUUUAAAUAUGUAAUAAAAAUGUGGAUGAAUUUAAAAUAGAUCUGGUAACAUUUUGCAUGCGGGCGCUAUAACGGCCAAUAAAUGGAGUGCGAGUAAAUGACAUGUAAUAAUAAAUGCAAUUAAGCAAAUAAAAACAAAUAUAAAAAUGAGGUUGUGCAACAUAGCAACAAAUGCAGCAUAUUUAAACAAGAAAUUUAAAUAAAAAUAUAUUGUAAUGUGUUACUAAUAAAAAAAACAGGCUUAUACAAGAUAGA
Molecule: messenger RNA, 6207 nt
Organism: Bactrocera dorsalis (oriental fruit fly)
Lineage: Eukaryota; Metazoa; Arthropoda; Insecta; Diptera; Tephritidae
Gene: Spred
Product: sprouty-related, EVH1 domain-containing protein 2
Exons: 9
Coding region: 1159-2565 (468 amino acids)
Biological process (GO): multicellular organism development; negative regulation of MAPK cascade
Cellular component (GO): membrane
Molecular function (GO): protein kinase binding
Source: RefSeq, a predicted model, not a curated record